AUGGAUGCUGAUGUCGAUCGCAUCGACACCGAUGACGAUGAUGACGACGAUGAUGGUAUAUUCAGUAUCGCCAACAACUGCCGCAGUGAGGACGAUGACGCCCUCGCUACUGAAGAGAACGUACUUUCAGCAGUGCACACGAAGCGCACUGCUAUUGGCAAGGAUGAAUCAGCAAAGGAAUUUCUGCUGACUCGCGAAGCGGUCGUCCGCUUCAUUCAAGACUUAUUGCAGAUGCAAUUGAUAGACAUAAAACAAAUGCGGACAAAAAUGGAAGAGCAAAUGUUCUUUUAUUCAACGAAGAAUAAUUAG
Peronospora matthiolae is the source of this 309-nucleotide messenger RNA. Lineage: Eukaryota; Oomycota; Peronosporomycetes; Peronosporales; Peronosporaceae. The record is from the annotation of a GenBank genome assembly.